AUGGAAAUACGUCCAUUUAUUAAUUGGAUGCAACGUUUUACUAUUUAUGAAACAUCCGAAUGCAUUUUUAUCGUCGGAUCUGAUGCAACGGAAAAAUUGUUCCGUAUCAUGUCAAUUUCGCACAACCCCGAUGAUGGUUAUAAUGAACCCACAUUUUCUGAUGAGACCGAUUACGAUAUCACUUGGCGACUGAAAAUCAGUACUGAUUCUCGAAUUUAUUCGGAAACGGAACUUACUCUUUUUCUCCAGUCAAUCAAAUCUGGAAGUCCUGUGAAUAGAGAUCCGUCUUGUGGUACAGAUGAAUCCGAUCCAAGUUUGUUAAUUGCCAAUAGUCCAUCUCAAGUCUCGGUUGGCACUCAUCGAACGCUCAAUAAAUCAUUAAAUGGUGUUGCCCUACUCGGUUUUAUUCGCUUUUUGUUUGGCUAUUAUCUCAUUGUGGUUACUCAAAGUAGAGAAGUUGCGCGGAUCGGUGAACACAGAAUCUACAAGAUUGAAGACACAAAGAUGCUCUAUAUACCUCGUGAUGCCCCAGUUUCUUCCACGACUAAUGAUGAAAGUGGAAAUGACAGGAGUAUGCAAUCGGAUGAGUCGAAAUACUUAAAAAUGUUUCAGGGGGUGGAAUUGAAUCGCGACUUCUAUUUUAGCUAUACUUAUGAUCUUUCCAAAAGUCUACAAUCUAAUAUGGAACCAUUAGGCCUAAUGGGUACUCCACUCGGACCAUUCGACAAACCCAUGGCAUUUCGCUCAAUUCCUGAUCCACGAUUCCUCUGGAACUACCCUCUUAUUCCCCCCAAGUUCCAUCCUACCUCGGAGGGCAUUUCAAAUUGGUUUGUCGGAUUGAUGCAUGGAUUUGUCCGGCAAGCUUCGAUCGUGUCCUGUGGAAUGUCUGUGUCGAUUAUCCUCCUAGCCCGUCGAUCUCGAUUCUUCGCUGGGACAAGAUUUCUUAAACGCGGAGUUAAUAUUGAUGGCAACGUUGCAAAUGAAGUUGAAACAGAACAGAUAGUCUGUGAUAUCGCCCAACCGACACUUUCGCAAAUGAGGGUUUCUUCAGUGGUUCAGCAUCGUGGAUCUGUGCCGCUCUUUUGGUCUCAGGAUACUGCCAAAUUGAUGGUCGGCAAACCGCCUCUUACAAUUACCUGGGAGGACCCCUACUACGAAGCCUUUGGAAAACACUUUGCAGAUCUCAUUGAACGACAUGGUGUCCCAGUGAUUGUGCUCAACCUCAUGAAACAGGAGGAAAAACGACCCUUCGAAAAGCUACUCACAGUUGGAUUUCUCGAAGGCAUUAAGCACCUCAAUCAGUAUGCUUCGAAGUUGGAUUCCGCAGUUUCUCCAUUGGAGGAUCAGAAGAAUUUCAGACCGAUUUCUUAUGUGGCAGUUGACAUGGCUCGUAUCAAACGUUCGACAAAUUCUCUCGCGUUAGACCACCUUCUGGAGGUUGCCGAUGAAAGCAUUCAUGCAACUGGCAUAUUCUUUUCUGCUGGACUGAAAGCUGUCUCCGAUACGUUUUCCCGCGAGGAAUAUAUUGAACGGACUCGUCAGGUUAUGGAUAUUGAUAUUUGCCCACGGCAACAUGGCGUCGUUCGCACCAAUUGUGUCGAUUGCCUCGAUCGGACUAAUACUGCUCAGUUUGUUUUGGGACAUGUAUCCAUUGCCUAUCAACUCCAUGCCAUCGGUCUACUAGCUGAUACCAAACUCACCUUCGAUUCGAAAGUUUCCAUAGUCCUUCGGGACCUAUACGGUGAACAUGGAGAUACAUUGGCAUUACAGUAUGGUGGUAGUGGAGUCGUGCACAAUAUUGAGACCUACCAGAAUCCCAGCACAUCUCGAGUUAACUCUCGGGAUAUCAUACAAACCCUUUCUCGAUACUACUCAAAUAACUUUAUCGACUUUGAGAAACAAUUGAGCACGGAUCUCUUCCUGCGAAUUUUUCGACCAGGAGCGGGGCCACAGGAUGGUGAAUGGGGUCCCGAUCCUCGGAUAAUUGCAGCCACAUCGUCUGUUCGAGCUGGUCUAGCUUUUCUCCUUACCUCUGAUCCUGCGUUUGAGGCUCACAUGCACUGGUUGCUUGCAUGGGCUUCUAUUCCACCCUAUCGUGAACCGCUGGAUGCUUGGUUUUCAAGAAAAGACUUUGAAGAUAGACAAAGGGCGAUGAGGGGAUGGGAUAGCUCGAUGUCACCGAGGGCUACUGUUUUAGAAGAAGACACCACUGCAGACCACCAGUCGAAAAGCUUCAAAUUGAUUGAAUUGCGAGAGGAUGAUCCAGGAGGUGACUGGUACUCCGAACUCUAUCGACCUUACGAUUGGACUCAUUUCUAUAAUCUCAAGUAUCAUCAGUUGCCUCCUGUUCUUCCCUCAGUCUCUGAAGGCGACACUUCCCACACCAGACGAGCCAGUGUUAAUAUCCCACUAGCUACUUCCAGACGUCAAUGUCGACCUCACCUUCCCAGUCGCUUCUCUUCGAUGGUGUUAGCAUCUGUAGAUGAGAAUGAGGAGAAUUCCACCUACCAUAGUUCUGUGUCAAGCAACCCUAAGUUAUAUCGAGACGCUAAUGAAGUUGACAAUCAGCUUACCACUACUGCCAGCAACCUAGAAAAGGAAGAUUCUUGUACAAACUGUGCGAUCUCUGUCCCAGAAGUACCUUCUAUUCUUACCAGAAUCUUCCAACAUCGAGCAGAAUCUGCCAGUGCAACCUCCAAGUUCUCUAGAUCAGAAGCUUCUUUCACGUCCACUGCUGGGGGCUCCAUAAAUGCUUCAACCCUAUUCGGCCAAUCUGAUAGUUCAAACUCGCCUCUCCUUGUCAGAUUCUCGCAAAUUCGUUUAAGCGACUUGGCCAAUAGGUUUGAGAUUAAGGGGAAGGAAGAACCAUCUCGAAGUCAAGAGUCCCUUUCUGAUGAUUUUAAGGAGGACAAAGAGACUGUGCCAAGUCAUGGAUCUCGGAAAAGUCCAUCUCCUUGUGGUCUUAUAAGAUAUGAAUUGUCGUCACCCAAUGCCCCUGUUAAAUUCAGAAAGCCGUCUAGAUGCGAUAUGGAGAAGUAUAAAAAAUAUGCGUCUAUUCCAGUGAUCAGUGCGUAUACUCCUCUUUCAGAGAUUCUGACUGUGGAUCCAUCAUCAAUGGAGAUUUAUAAGGAUACAAUUAAACUAUCGCAGAUGGGAGCCUUCUCAAUUCCGAGUGAAUCCCUUCAGGUAUACCAGAAAAUAGCGGAUGUGAAAAGUCUCUACGCAUGA
Molecule: messenger RNA, 3228 nt
Organism: Rodentolepis nana
Lineage: Eukaryota; Metazoa; Platyhelminthes; Cestoda; Cyclophyllidea; Hymenolepididae
Source: the annotation of a GenBank genome assembly